CUCACCACAGGCACUGAUGACAGUCCUCCGUGGGGCUGGAUCGUGAGUAUGCGGAACUCCCUCGCAGAGACCGACGACGAUGUUGAAGGGGAUGUUGUGAAGGCAGGUUGCAUCUGACCGAGCCACCCGAUCACCGAGAGGAGGCGGAUACACACACACACACACACACGCACCUCGCAUCAUUAAUAAUGCCGCUGCCAGACGGAGCCAUCUCGCAGCCCUUCAGUCGUCCUCCCUGCCCGACGUUUUCCAAUGAUCACACCGCGGCGUGAACGACGUCCAGGCUGAAUUCAGACGCUCCACCGCCGCUCCCCCCUCUUCUCUCUAUCCCCCCCCCGAGGAGGACACCCAGCACCCAGGGCCGUCAUCGCCAGCUGUCACCGCAGCGAGCGUUAGCGGGCUAACCACGGUUCACGUAACCAGGUCCGAUCAAGUCGUUUUUCUUGGACCAACACAAUGAUGAGUAAGUUGCCGGUUUUCAACUUUAUUCUGCAACUUUCCCAGUGGUGAUGGAAAGACGCCACUGACUCAAGGGGGCACCUAAAAUCCUGGAUGCCGUGACGUACGGGACAGAGUCAAUCCAAGAUGGAGAAAAAGAAAAUGUGCCCUCGCCUUCUCGACUACUUAGUAGUGGUUGGAGCAAGGCAACCGAGUAGUGACAGUGUGGCCCAGACGCCUCAGCUCCUCCGGCGCUACCCGCUGGAGGACCACCACGACUUUCCACUCCCGCCCGAUGUGGUGUUCUUCUGCCAACCUGAGGGCUGCCUGAGCAUACGCCAGCGCAGGGUCAGCCUUCGCGACGACUCCUCGUUCGUUUUCACGCUGACCGACAAGGACUCGGGGAUCACCCGCUAUGGAAUCUGCAUCAACUUCUACCGCUCGUUUCAGCGAGGACAUCACCGCACUCGCGGGGACAAGGGCGGUCACACAGACGCGGCGGCGCAGGCAGCUGAGACCGCGAGCGAGGGGUCCGAUGGCAGCGGCGGAGGCCCGACCUCCGUGCUACCGCGACCCAACAACGCCGAGUCCACAGCUCCGGCCGCCUCCGGAGACGAGAGCGGAAAGUCGGGCGCCGAGCUGAAUGCCGGCAAAUCCCCACAGCACAGGCGAAGCGCCGCCAAGAUGGCAGCCAGGAACCGCAACAGCACGCUGACCUCGCUGUGCAUAAUCAGCCACUACCCGUUCUUCUCCACCUUCAGGGAAUGCUUGUAUAUUCUGAAGAGGCUGGUGGACUGCUGCAGUCAGAGGCUCACACAGCGGGCCGGGCUCCCUCGCGCCACCCAGAGGGACACCAUGUGGCGAGUUUUCACUGGUGCGCUGUCGGUGGAGGAGAAAGGCAGCCAGCUGCUGGCCGACCUGCGGGAGAUCGAAUCCUGGGUGUACCGGUUGCUGCGCUCACCAGUACCAGUGGCCGGUCAGAGGCGCGUGGACGUGGAGGUGUUGCCCCACGAGCUCAAGCGGCCUCUCACCUUCGCCCUGCCCGACAACUCCCGCUUCUCCAUGGUCGACUUCCCCCUGCACCUGCCCCUGGAGCUGCUGGGCGUGGACGCCUGUCUUCAGGUUCUCAGCUGUAUACUGCUCGAGCACAAGGUCAUUCUGCAAUCCAGAGACUACAACGCUUUGUCUAUGAGCGUCAUGGCCUUCGUGGCCAUGAUCUACCCUCUGGAGUACAUGUUCCCCGUCAUCCCUCUGCUGCCGACAUGCAUGGCCUCAGCUGAACAGCUCCUUCUCGCCCCCACUCCCUACAUCAUCGGCGUACCGGCGAGUUUCUUUCUCUACAAGUCCGAUUUCAAAAUACCCGACGACUUGUGGCUCGUGGACCUCGACAGCAGCAAGGUUAUUGCACCCACCAAUGCAGAGCUGCUGCCACCUCUUCCAGAGCCCGAAGCACUCGAGCUUAAGAAACAUCUGAAACAGUGUCUGGUUAGGUUGACCGUGAUCACCCAAAAGCAGAUCUUCUCCUCUGAAAAUAAGGCCUUGGCCAGUAUGAGCAUGAACACGCAGCCCAUUCUGAACCUGGAGAAGUUCCAGGAAGGGCAGGAGAUGCCCCUGCUGCCACCUGGACGGGAUAAAGCGUCGCCGUCGUCCACGGAGUUCAACCCGCUAAUUUACGGCAAUGACGUCGAUUCGGUGGAUGUAGCCACCAGGGUGGCCAUGGUGCGGUUCUUCAACUCCCCAAAUGUCCUCCAGGGGUUCCAGAUGCACACCCGCACCUUGCGCCUCUUCCCCCGGCCCGUGGUGGCUUUCCAGACGACGUCCUUCCUCGCUUCCCGGCCGCGGCGCUCGUGCUUCGCGGACAAACUCUCGCACACGCAGGCGGUGGAGUUCUACGGAGAGUGGGCCCUCAACCCCGCCAACCUGGCAUUUCAGAGGAUACACAACAAUGUGUUUGACCCCUCCUUGAUCGGAGAUAAGCCCAAGUGGUACGCCCACCAGCUACAGCCAGUGGUCUACCGAGUGUACGAUGGAAGCUCCCAGCUGGUCGAGGCCAUGGCCGGUCCCUUGGAGGAUGAGGGCAACGAAUCUGAUCCCACAGACAGCGGUAGUGACAGUGAGGCAUACGACGACUCCAGCUCAUCCUACUCCUCACUCGGGGACCUCGUGAGUGAGAUGAUCCAGGGGGACAUCCAGGGAGACACACCGAGCUUGGACCCUCCCACCCAUGCUGCACUCGGAGAUGCUAGCGAGGUCGAGUUUCAAGAUUUCCACGAGUUCCGGGAAGGCCCUGGCUCGGAGGGUCCGCCCAGUGGGGACGGACCCGCCGAGCCCUCCGAUGGACAACCCCUUCGCUCAAGCUCCAGCACAACCGCAAGCUCGAGUCCAAGCACGAUCAUCCAGGGAGUCAACAAUGAGCAGGGGGAAGCUCCUGAAAUCGAAGCGUCGGCGAGUGCUGCUUUACAGAACCCUGUCCCGGUAUUGGGCAGUCAGCCGUUCCUCAGGCCCCCGGCAGACGCUGGCCUGGCGGACACGGCCAACAAAAAGCAAGAGUACGACAACCCAUACUUUGAGCCUCAGUACGGCUUCCCCUCAGAGGAUGACCCUGAUGCAGAGGAGCAAGUGGAGUCAUACACCCCUCGAUUCAACCAGAACCUCAAUGGCAACAAGGCACAGCGUCCGCUACGUCCCAGCAGCCUGAGGCUGCCAGGAGAGUCCGAUGGGGAGGGAGACUCCCGCAACAGCUCGCCCAACUCCACCAUCUCCAACAGCAGCAACGAUGGCUUCGGAGGACUCAUGUCCUUUGCCAGCAAUCUGUACAAGAACCACGGCACCAGUUUCAGCCUGUCCAACCUCGCCCUCCCCAACAAGGCAGCGAGGGAGAAGGCGACGCCUUUCCCCAGCCUGAAAGGCGCGCGUGCACCGCGAGCACUCGUGGACCAGAAGUCUUCGGUCAUCAAGCACAGUCCGACAGUGAAAAGAGAAUCCCCGUCCCCUCAGGGUCGAGUCAACAACACGAGCGAGAACCAACAGUUCUUGAAGGAGGUGGUGCAGAGUGUUCUGGAUGGUCAGGGGGUCGGCUGGCUCAACAUGAAGAAAGUGCGGCGUCUGUUGGAGAACGAGCAGCUCCGCGUCUUCGUGCUGAGUAAGCUGAACAGAGCCAUCCAGUCGGAGGAGGACGCCAGACAGGAGAUCAUACGUGACGUGGAGGUGACCAGGAAGGUUUACAAAGGCAUGCUGGACAUCUUGAAGUGCACCGUGUCCAGUCUGGAGCACUCGUACACUAACGCAGGCCUCGGAGGGAUGGCCAGUGUCUUCAGCUUGCUGGAAAUAGCACGGACACACUAUCAAACCAAAGACCCAGAGAAACGCAAGCGAAGCCCCACAGACAGUGCCGGCAGCCCGGGGAGCAAAGAGAGUCCCUCUGGUCACAUGGAGACUGCCCGACCUCAGGGCCUCCUGAAUGUUCCCCACUUGCAGCUGCCGCACCACACGACGACGGGCAGGGGAGCCCGCCAUUUUGACACCCGGAGUCUGAACGAGGAGAACUUUAUUGCCUCGAUUGAAUUGUGGAGCAAGCACCAGGAUAAGCAAAAAGCUUUGGAAAAACCACAGAGGUCCGACGGGGCGAAGCAGCAGCGCCCCCCGGUGGCCGACGCGGAGGAGAAGAAAUCGCAGAUCAGUGCCGAUAGUGGCCUCAGUGUCACAUCUGGAUCCCAGAAGAGCGACACCGAGUCUGUCACGAGCUCGGAGCCACCAAUCCUGACGAGAACCACCAGCCAGGACUCGGAGGCCAGCACAGUGAUUAGCAAUAGCUCUGGAGAGACUCUUGGGGCGGACAGCGACCUGAGCAGCACCACAGGCGACGGCUUCGGGAGGACCGCGGCUCACUUGACUCAGUCCAGGGGGACGCUCUCCGACAGCGAGAUCGAAACCAACCCAGCUACCAGCUCCGUGUUUGGGAAGACUCACACGCUGAAACCCGGCGCGAAAGACCACGCACCUGCCGUGGCCAAGGGGCCGCCCGCACAGCCCAUGGAGGACCACAGUAUGAGGAUCUACCUGUGCGAGGGCCUGCUGGGCCGUGAUAAGAGCUCCGUUUGGGAUCAACUAGAGGAUGCUGCCAUGGAAACCUUUUCUCUAAGUAAGGAGCGAUCCACACUGUGGGACCAGCUGCAGUUCUGGGAGGACGCCUACUUGGACGCCGUGAUGCUGGAGCGCGAGGGCAUGGGGAUGGACCAGGGACCCCAGGAGAUGAUCGAAAGAUACCUGUCACUUGGGGAACACGACCGAAAGCGCCUGGAGGAUGACGAGGACCGACUUCUGGCCACACUGCUGCACAAUAUGAUCGCAUACAUGCUGAUGAUGAAAGUGACCAAAAAUGACAUCAGGAAGAAAGUGAGGCGUUUGAUGGGGAAGUCCCACAUCGGCCUCUCAUACAGCCAAGAUAUCAACGAGAUGCUGGACAAACUGGUCAACAUGAAUGGCCUCGAGUUUUCCAUCAGGCCCAGUGGAAGCCGCCACAUCAAGAAGCAAACGUUUGUUGUCCACGCUGGCACCGACACCACGGGAGACAUCUUCUUCAUGGAGGUGUGCGACGACUGCAUAGUCCUGCGCAGCAACAUCGGCACAGUGUACGAACGCUGGUGGUACGAGAAGCUCAUCAACAUGACUUACUGCCCCAAGACCAAGGUGCUGUGUCUCUGGAGACGCAACGGCCAAGAGACGCAGCUCAACAAGUUCUACACCAAAAAGUGUCGAGAACUCUACUACUGUGUGAAAGACAGUAUGGAGCGAGCUGCAGCCAGACAGCAGAGCAUUAAACCAGGGCCGGAGCUGGGCGGAGAGUUCCCCGUCCAGGACAUGAAGAGCGGCGAGGGCGGACUGCUGCAGGUCACACUGGAGGGGAUCAACCUCAAAUUCAUGCACAGCCAGGUUUUCAUAGAGCUGAGUCACAUUAAAAAGUGCAAUACAGUGAAGGGAGUCUUUGUCCUGGAGGAAUUUGUUCCUGAAACUAAAGAAGUGGUGAUCCACAAGUACAAGACGCCCAUGGCACAUCAGAUCUGCUACUCCGUCCUCUGCCUUUUCUCCUACGUGGCGGCGGUGAAGGGGAAGGAGGCCGAAGGAAAACCCAAGAUUCUCUCGCCAAGACCCCUCCCUAGCUAGUCUCCACCCCCCGCCCUUCCUCCUCCUCCGUGUGCCUCUCAGCUCUGAAAAAACCCUACAGACUUCUGACAAUCCAUAACCUAAUUCUAAGCACACGAUCCCCGUCCCACUCCUCUCCCCCCUUCAGAUUCUUAUUGUGUAGACGUGUUUGGUUUGUGAUGUCAUGUAAAUACUGCCAGCCCCCCCCCCCCCCCCCCCCCCCCAUUCGUUCUGAUGAUCGUAGCCACUAGCUCGACGUCUGCCUGCUCCUGAACUCGGGAGAAGUGUCUCCGCUCAAGCUCCUCCCUCUUCAUCUCGGCGUGAACGUGUCCCGUUGCCAAGACUCAGCCCCUCCCCACCCUCCAUCCCCCCCCGAGGCACAGAGUGCACGCAGGUCCCGUGCACUGCCUUGACAUUUACUACGGACUAGCCCCGGCCCCUCCCUCCUCCCCGUCUCGUCUCCAUUACGACUGUGACUUGUUGUGUGAUCUUGUGAUUAGUGUAAAGUUCCAGUCUGUCCAAGUUUUAACUUGAAAAAAAAAAACAAAAAUGAAAAAACCAAGAGACCCUCUCGUCGUGCAGGACGUCCCGUGCUGAACAUUCUCCUGCACCGGAGCGACGCAUGUAAGCGCUUCUUUAAAAAAAAAAAGAAAAGGUGUGUGAGCCCGUCAGUGAUGUGAGUGUUCUCUCUCUCCCCCCCGACGACGUCACUGUUCUCGUUCUGCUGUAAAACGUUCUCGUCUGUGUUCUGCUGUUAAAAUCAACCUGCAUGUUACUGUGAGGAUGACGACGACAAAAUAAAUAUUAUAUAUAUAUAUUUCUAUAUAUAGUAUUUAUUUAAUAUAUAUAUACAUAUAUUGACUGUACAAAAAUGUUACAACUGGUUCCCUUUUUUUUUUUUUGCUAGAUGUGCAAUACUUACUGAGUGGUCAGCCAUUUGCCAGAGUCAGGUUUUUCUUUUUAGAGGGAACCGACUUCCACACGGUGGAGAAUGUAAGGAAGAACUUUUUCUUUUGUUUGUUUUUUUUACGAGUACAUAUUGAUUGAUGUGAAUAUGAUGAUUCAGUGUGACAUGACAUGACAUGACUGUGUGAAGUUUGUCUUUAAAAGAAAAGGUAAAUUCAAUUCACAAACGCCGGAGGCAGAAAAACAAACUUAGUUUGCACCCAGGCCACGCCCCCAAUUUGUGAUGUCACAGCAGGUGUUGUUGUUUUUCUAAAUAGGAGGUAAUAGAUGCUGCAGUUAAACAUUGUUGUCGGAGACCAUGAUACUGAUUUUAUUGAAAUAAAAUCAUAAAUCUGGUUUCACUUGUCAACAAAAAACAGGAUCCAGGUUCUGUAAAUAGUUUUAAAGACUGAAUAAUAACUGAGGACCGUCGCUUCUAUAUUUGGUGAGAAAAAAAGUCUCAAUUGUGCAAAUCGGUUUUGUCCGGGGAAAAAAAACAACAGUCAAGAUGCUAACGUGGGAAAUUAAAGACCAGAAAUUUGGGAAAUUGAAACCACAAAAAAAAAAAACAGCUGCUUUUACAUCACUGAACAAAUGUAGAAGAAUAAAGAAAAGCCAUCCUGUGUGUGUGUGUGUGUACACGUGUACGUGCGUUCCUGUGGUGUGCAAGUUUCCUCCAGAUCAGCAAUAUAAUGGGUACAACCUUGUCACUGGAAGAGGUUUCAUUUUGAUUCUGACAUGCUUGUAUUUCUAAGUAAACUUCAGGGCGCAAAAGGAAAAAUGAGUCGGAUGUUAGUAAGAUUUCUGUUCCGUUCACGAGCCGACGCCACGUGUCGGUGGAAACUCGACCAAACUGGAUCUGAACGUGGUUUUGAGCGCUUGUUAAAACUGGAUAGUUGCAGCUCAUCUCUUGUCGUUGUUCUGGCCGGCUGCUGUAACGAGAAGAUGAACUAAAUGAGGUGUAAUGUAUUCCAGUAUCUGAGGAGCAUUUAUAGAACAUACACAGCUUUGGCAAUAUAAAUAAAGUUGUCCCAAAAUGAG
This is a messenger RNA of Scophthalmus maximus (turbot), 7566 nucleotides long. It is a transcript of the gene madd, whose product is annotated as MAP-kinase activating death domain. Gene Ontology annotation, molecular function: guanyl-nucleotide exchange factor activity. Bases 586 to 5601 code for a protein of 1671 amino acids. The transcript has 36 exons. NCBI's taxonomy places the organism in Eukaryota, Metazoa, Chordata, Actinopteri, Pleuronectiformes, Scophthalmidae. The record is from RefSeq and is a predicted model, not a curated record. Gene Ontology annotation, cellular component: cytosol. Gene Ontology annotation, biological process: regulation of Rab protein signal transduction; regulation of apoptotic process.